This is a messenger RNA of Aspergillus clavatus NRRL 1, 2361 nucleotides long. Its product is annotated as RIX1/PELP1 family protein. The transcript has 2 exons. Gene Ontology annotation, cellular component: nucleus. NCBI's taxonomy places the organism in Eukaryota, Fungi, Ascomycota, Eurotiomycetes, Eurotiales, Aspergillaceae. The coding region runs from base 1 to 2361 and encodes 786 amino acids. The record is from RefSeq and is a predicted model, not a curated record. Gene Ontology annotation, biological process: rRNA processing.
AUGGCUUCUACUUCUCUUCGUGCGGUGACACACCGCUUGACGACUACACCAGUUGAUCAAUUGCCCCAGAUCGCAUCGUUUCUUGCGACAUCAUUGAGCGAUUGCGGGGAGCUCCUCUCUACGACACAGAACCAGAAGACGGGCAAGUCUGAGUCUGACAAUGCUGUGCAGAUUCAUAAGCUCAAGACUCGCCUCGCCAGUUUGCUUCAGGACAGGAGCAUUGAGGGCCGGUGGACUGCAGUCGUGCUGGUCAAGGCGACGGUGGAAGCUGGACAAUGGGAGGUUCUUCGUGGAUGCGAACCACUCGUGCGCAGCCUCAUUGCGAUUCUGAAUAAAUCAGAUCCUGUUUCUACGAAGAAAAUGAGCAUCAUCACCUUGACCCGGAUCUUUCAUCUUACCUACCAGUACCCUACCCUCGUAAGGGAGAUCACGACCCCUUCCCUACCAGGGUUCAUUACGUCGUCCUUGAACCUCAUCUCGGUUAAGCCAUCAUCCGAACCCAUCAGAAAGUUGAAGCCGAACACCCCGUUCUUGGAGAUCGUCCUGAGCGCCUUUUUGGAGCUAAUUGCAAGACACCCCACGAUCUUCCGCCCAUUCUCCGCUCAGCUACACAGCCUUCUCCAGGCGAUUAUUGGCGCAACGGCUCCGACGUUCUCUGGCUCGGUUUUGGACCUGGCGGAACAGCUGUUCAUUGCCCUUCACAAUUGCGCCCCGAAAAAUACCCACGCAGAAGAAUGGAAGAAUGCUAGCCGGAUGGUCAUUGCUUCUAUCCAUAGGACCGCAGAUUACGUCUUCAGAGGUGUUGUGGAACAGUGGGAGUCUGUCGAUGCGAGUGUGAGACAGGCCGGCCAAUCUCAGGAUUACAGCCGGGUGGUGGCCGAUGCGGGACCAGAUUCGCUGGGACUUGCCGGUUGGGAGGGCAUUCAUGCUGGCGUGGAACGAUUGACAGUUCUCUUGCGCUUACUAUCUCGCAUAUUGGCUGCACCCACGGCCUCAACCGUAACGAUCCCUCUGGGGUCGAUCCUCGAUCUGACCUCGCGGCUGAAUUCGACCACUGUGCCAGCUCCCGGUGCGGAUGUCCCUGUCAAUCUCCAAAUUAGCCGAGAGGAGAGAGAUGGUCUCUGGGCCGAGCUCCCUCGCAUCCACGCCGUGGGCAUGGAACUUCUUCUCUCUGUCGUCAAUGCCCUUGAAACUGGCGUCGUUUCGGUCGGACAGACCAUUCUUGAACAGACGCUGUGGGUAUACCGGGCAGAGAAAUUCAACAAGGAGAUCCGCAACUCUGUAUAUGACCUUCUCCAUGCAUUGCUACCUCUAGUGGGCCCUUCAACAACAAAGAAGAAUGUGUCGUCCUUGACCGACAUCAUCCGAUCUUGCUGCUAUGACCUGCUUCCGCCAGCUGGUGAUUCGAACGCAUCCAGUGCACCUUCGUCCGAUUCCAAGGGCAAGUCAAAGACGAACCAAGCCACAGUGAACGCCGACUCGUUCUUGAACCCGACUUCCAAAAACCGGCAGGUCCAGUCCUCGGCUUCUUUCGACGGAUUGAAACAAUCUGCGUCGGACUUUCUCCCCGUCGUUCUCAAUUUUGUGCCGACCCACUUCCUGACUACCUCUCUGCGUGCCGAGAUCGAUCGGACCGCUAUCCUCACCUCGGACAAGAACGCAAUGCUCGCCAGCGUUCUCAACCCCGUUCCGGCCUUGAAGGGUCGUGGCGUGGGGUCCAGCAUCAUACCGUUCCUGGUUCAGGGCUACGCCGCCGAGAUGGAGGUCGAGACCCUUAUCCGGCCCAGGAUGCCUGUUUUGAUGAAUGCUCCCCAUGUCAACGGGUACGGAAGCAUAGUCGACGACGAGGACGAAGAGCAGGACGAGCACCAGGCUGUUCCUGUGCAGCACGGGAACGCCGAGCUAACCGGAUUCCUCAAAGCGACGGCUACCCCUAUCUUGCCCAGCAACACCGCUCCUACAGACUCGGGCAGGAAAUCUCCCACAGCCUUGAACAAGCGGGGUCUUCCCGAAGAAACCAAGCCUUCUCCGUCCACAGUGCCCACAUCCAAGCUGACCGGCUCGCGAACCGUGGACGUCCAGGCUAAGAAGGCCCGUCUCGACACGGACACGGUUUCCGCCCAGCCCUCCCUCGGCAGGGCUUCCCCGGAUUCCUCCACGGUCACGGCUACCUCGGCGCCGAUGCCGAUGAGCGCCAUCCAGACGUCUACGGGAGUAGCGGAUGUAUCCAUGUCUGGGACAUCAACGGCGCAGACAGGUGCAACGGCCGUGGCAGCCAGCGAGGAUGAGAGUGACGAUGAGAUCCCGGCGUUGAACAUGGAGUCGGAUACCGACGACGAGGACGAGGAGAUGGAUGACUGA